UAGUUGGUGGAAUUUCAGUGGGACAAGUUAUAAACUUCUCCCGGAGAACACAUUUAUUGACAAUAAUUCUCCGUGAUAUUAUCCCAUAAGUGAGAAUCCUGGCUUUUUUUGUGCUAGAAAAGGCCAAUCCCUCAAUUAGCACACCCUUAAUCUAGGGGUGAGUUCUCUCUUGUGCUUUUUGCCUCGUGUAAACAAGUUUGGAGAAUUUAUUUAUUUAUUGAAGACAGGAUAUUAGGGUGACGAAAAAAGUGUUUGAAUCCAUUUAUCAAGAUAAUUAGCCGACCUCAACUGCAGUUUUUCUUUGGACCGGAGAAGAUACCCCGUUUGGGAUUCUAGCAACAAUGGUUUACCUCAUCACAGACAUGUAUGACUGGUAUAGGGAUCUCAUGGAUAACAAAAGUGAUCCAAGAGUGCAAGACUGGCCACUAAUGUCAUCCCCAUUACCUACCAUGGCGAUAUGCUUAUUUUAUGCAUAUUUCAGUAAAGUGCUGGGACCACGAAUUAUGGCCAAUCGUAAACCAAUGAAUCUUAGAAAUAUUCUAGUUGUGUACAAUUUUAUUCAGACAAUAUUUAGUGCUUGGAUCUUCUAUGAGUAUUUGCAAAGUGGAUGGUGGGGUCAUUAUAGUUUAAAGUGCCAACCAGUGGACUAUUCCCGAAGCCCAAUGGCAAUGAGGAUGGCAAACACUUGUUGGUGGUACUACAUAGCGAAAUUUACAGAAUUCUUCGAUACACUCUUUUUCAUCUUGAGGAGAAAAAUGGAACAUGUCUCAACACUUCAUGUCAUUCAUCAUGGAUGUAUGCCAUUCUCAGUGUGGAUGGGAAUGAAAUUUGCACCAGGUGGUCAUAGUACAUUCUUCGCUAUGCUUAACUCAUUUGUGCAUAUUGUCAUGUAUUUCUACUAUAUGCUGGCAGCAAUGGGUCCAAGGUAUCAAAAGUACAUUUGGUGGAAGAAGUACCUUACCACAUUCCAAAUGGUGCAAUUUGUGGCAAUUUUCAUUCAUCAGUUCCAGUUGCUCUUCAGAGAGUGCGACUAUCCGAAGGGAUUCAUGGUGUGGAUUGGACUGCACGGUGUUAUGUUCUUGUUCCUCUUCUCUGACUUCUACAAAGCCAAAUACAGCCGACCGAGAGGAAAGUUGUCGGCUAGUGAUUCAAAUGCAGAUUUUGCCACGAGAAAUGGCAAAUUUGUGAAUGGAAAUGGCAAUCAGGGGGCAUGUAUGCCCGUGAUGAAUGAUGAAGAGGAGUCGCAGCAGCUGCUGAGCAAGAACAAGAUGAAUGGAGUCCACCACCGCAAUGGGUACAGCAACGGUGGCGUUACAAAUGGGCACACGAGUGACCAGAAUCACAAUGGUUUGCUCAAUGGGGAUGCCAAGAAGGUGAAAUAGCAGAAGAGAUUGCUGCACAAGAAACAUCGAUUAAGUGUUCCGCAAGGGCAAUCACUUUAGCAAAAGAAAUAAGGAAACAAAAAAACACCCAAAAAAAAAGUAAGAGCAAGAAUCACACACAAAACACUAAAAAAAAGUAAAACAAGAAAAAAAGUUAUUAAAUGGGAAUUGUAAUGAGGGACAUUAUGAUUGAUAAAAAAAAACAAAGGAGCGUAUUAUUAAUCAAAGAUCUAUUUAUUGUUACAUUGAAAUAUUAAAUUUAAAACGUUAGUUUCUAACUAUCAAAUGGUUCUUUUUUUUCUACUUCUCACGUAUUCUCAUGGAUUUUUCUUACACUAAACCAUAUUCAUUUUCUCUUUUCAUUUCGGUAUUUUUUUUGUUAUUUUUGUGUAAGAUAUUUAGGAAAAAAGAAAGCAGGAUAGAUCUUGUGAAAAUGUUGCUAAUUUGGGGGGGAUUUGUGUCUCUCCUGCAAUUGUCAUUAAAGUUGUAAAUAAGUCAUUUGAUUGAUCUUCCUCGCAUCUCAUGGUAUUUUUGCUUUUUUUUUGACUAUUUCUAAAGUAUUCUUCAGUAGUCACCAUUGUAUUUUUUUCAUUUAUUUGAAUAGCUUUUAUUCAAGGGAUGGCUUUUUAAUGAGGUUUUCAUGGUAAUUUAUUCUCGAUUUAAGUUUUGCAACUGAAUGAGCAAUUGUUUGGACAAAUUCUAAAUAGCGCAAAUUGAUCAUCUUUCGAAUGGUAAUAUUUGAAAAAGAUUCUUUUUCUUGCAUUUUCAUGGAUCUUCCUGUACAGUUUUAGAGAAUUAAGUCAAUGUUUAUUUUUUCUAAAUAAUUUCUAUUAUUAUUUUUUGUAUAGAAGGUAAUUUGUAAUUAUGGUAAUAUUCAAAGUAUUUUUUUUGUUGUUAACAUUUACAUUUUUUUCUUGGUUGGUGGACGUGAUUUAUUUCUCAUAUUUUUUGUAUUUAGUCACAUUAAACUAGUUUAAAAUUUAUGACGAAAAGUGCCGGUUUUUCACUGAUUUGGCUGAGAUUUUGCUUUGGAUGUUAGGUUAUGUUGGAGCUAACCUCAAAUUGCCAGAGAAGUUUUGGGUAUAGUUAAAUUUUCGAAAUAUAUCGAUUUACUGGCAAUUUCGACCUCUACACGUUGAGAGCAAUCUUGUCAAAAAAUGUUUAGAAAACGUUUUUUGUCAAAAUGUCAAGAAAACGUCAAAAUCCUGUCAAAAAUGCAAUUUUUUAUGAAAAUUACACCCAAUAUGCAGAGGCUUUUUGGCAUAAAUUAUUCAAUUUGACAGUCUUUAUGCAAUUUUAAACUGUCUGACAAAUUCUAACCUAAAAAAGUCGGUUUAGAAUUUUAGGUUAUGUUAACCUAACCUCAAAAACGCAUACGAAAAUUUCUUUUAGAGGUUUAUUUAGAUUUUGCAUCUGGAUGGAAGUUCUUUCACUAAUUUUGAUCUGGAAAGACGAAAUUCUGACUGAAUUAGACUUAAAACUGAGAUUUGUCAAAUUGUUUGUGGUUAGAAUUGUUGAGAUUCUUGGACAUUUUAACAAUAGCAAAACCAAAAAAUACGGAAUUUGCGUUUAUUUGUUUUUUAAAUGACAAGAACAAGUCAUUAAUUUACAUUAUGCCUUUCGUUUGAUAAAGAGACAUCGGAUUUUCUUAAAUUAUGAGGUUAAGUCAAGUCAUAACCUAAAAAAAAAACCUGAAUAUUUAAAUUGUUUUUCAAUUGUUAUAUUUGUGUAAUUCCGAAGAAAAAAAUAGAGAUUUUUGAGGCAUUAAAAACUUUAGAUACUUCAUUGAAUAAGAAACGGUCUUCAAAUGGCAGUUUCCUUUACAUAACCUUAAAUUUUUGGACAACCUCUUGACCAAUUCAUUUAUUGAAAUACAGUGGAGUCUUCUAAAUGCUUGGGUAUAACCCAUGAAGCACAGAAGAAGCUGAAGCUGAAGAAAAGUAGCGUAUAUGCUGCUUCCUAAAAAAAAAUAUGCUAACCAAUCAGCAGUUCUUGAACAAAAAAUGCUAACCAAGUAAAUGGAAAUGGUACUGCCUCGUGGAUGUCGUUUUAAGAUUAGCGGAAUACAUGUUUUCAGCUGAAUUGAAAUCAGUUAGCAUUUAAUGGUCGCUGGGGAAUGAUAUUCCUCACUUCCCGCAGCGAGCUCCAAAUGCUAACCGUUUUCUAUUCAGCUGAAAACAUUGGUAUUUUCAGCUGAAUUCUGCUAACCUUAAAGCACUAUUUUGUUCGAGAAAGGCUGACCGCUCAGCAUAUUUUUGCUGAUUGACUCAGCAAAAAUAUCCUGAAAGCGUUUUCUUUCAACUCUUUCAGCUAACUGUGCUCGCUGGGCUCCUAAAUUCGAACGAUAUUUUAGAAAAUUACGGAGUUGGAAUAAGGUUAAAUUGUAUUUUAAAUCAAAUGCCCGUAUUUUUCACAAAUCUUCGUGGUAAUGAAUUUCUUUUUCAUUUUAUACGAUUGUAAUGUGUGCAUUAUAAUCGUUCGGUGCAUUCAGGAAGCAGCAAGAAAAUAUGGUUCUCAGUGUUUGACUCAUAAAUUUUUUAACAUAACCUCACAUUUGAUAUUUUGAAGUCAACCUGCGUUCGAGUUUGAGACAUUCAGAUUUAAAAGACUGUAACUGUAAUAGUCAAACUUCAUAAAACAUUGCAAUUUUAAGUUAUAUACAGAAGCAUAACUCAAGCUUUGAAGCAUUCUGAGAGGUUAGAAAUGGCUUUCUCUUCUGAUAAAGUUCAAGAGAGAAAAUAUUUAAAGGUUAUUGAAUUUAACGCAUGAACAGAAAAUUGACAAAUUCUAUCAAAUUUACCAGUUAUUUGUGAGCUACGUUGCAAUGAGUCUUAUUACUUGACCAAUAGGUUAAUUUGAAAGUUUUAGGUUAUGUUAAAUCUAACCUAUAAAUGUUUUAGGACAUCUUCUUUUGGCAUUAUCAAUCAAUAUGCCUUGUAUCUUGUAGAGAUAUUUCUGAACAAUAAUUCACCGAAAAAUAUACAGAAUAUUAUUUUAAAGUCAUUUAAAUACUAAAUAGAUUGAAUUCUAACCUCAAAUUCUGUAGGGGGAUUCUGUAAGAGCGACAAUGUCAUAUGACAGAUUUGGAAUUUUUUAUGUGGUAGAUUCGCCAAAACUAUUCGAAAUGUGAUUCAUACGAAUAAUUGAGAGGUUUGUGAAGCUGCUUGCAAUGGCCAUUUGAUACUAAACGGCUUUUAUUGUCGUCCGGUUUUCGAAUUUAAUUCUAAUUCUAUUCCAAAAUUCCCCUACUGGCUCCGGAAAAUAUUUCAGCAGAAGUGCUCGUUGAAUUCUGAUUUUAAAAGAUGCCAGAUUCUUGAACUAGAAGAGAAAAUUUCCCGUUAUGAGAUGAUCUUCCCUUCCGGGGUUAGGUCAUACAUAACCCCAAAUUUUGGAGUUAUCUGUUUAUUAAAUGGGAGAAUUAUAUGCGAAGAAUCCUUUCUGGGCUUAGAACUUAUUUAUAAGUGUUCAUAACAUUUCUUGUACUGUACUACUUCCAGUAUAAAAACAAAUUGGGAAUUUGAGUUUGAAAAGUAGGGUUAUGUUUGUAAUUUACCUAAGAGAUACAUAACAAGCUUUUGGUCCCGAAGAAAUUUUAAAGGGAUUUACGUGAGCUGAAGGACAACUAAAGUGUCUUUUGAGUUAUUGCGAAGAUUUAGAAAGGCUUCUGUCUAUAAAUAUUUAAAUGUAGCCCAUUUUUGAGGUUAGUCGCAAGGUACUUAGAGAGUUGAAAUAUAGACAUGAUAGAAGGAUUUUAGUGAACAGAAAAUGAUCAAGUCUUACCAGAUUUUUUCAUUAAGUCGGGAUUUUUUGCAAUAAAAUGUAUUUUCGGACAAAAAAGUUGAAAAGGAGGUUUUUGUCUGAUUUUCAGCCAAUGGAUUGGAUCUAAAGGGAAGAUGUUAACACGAAAAUGACCUUUCCUUAAACUUUUUGGGGAAAAAGCAGGGGGGUGACUAUAGAUCUGAAAAAUGCUACCGAUUUUAGUGUAAUUUUUUCCCUGUUUUCGUACACAUUUCACGAGAUAUCUUCAAAACUGCGUAGGUUGCCAAUUUAGGGUUUUCGGUUGCCUCUUCGUUAUUAAAUUGGCUUUCAUUUUGUAUUAGUACUUUUUGCUUAUUCAUUCUACAAUGACAGAAAACAGCUAAUAAACUCAAAAGUUUUUUCGGCUCGCUAGAAAUAUAUGGAAAACAUAGGAAAUGUUAUGCCCCUGGGAAAAAGACUAAAAUUUUUAUUAUUCAGAAUCUAAAUAGCGGAAUUUAUUACGUUUUUUCUGCUAAAGUUACCUUUUUCAGUCAUUUGAGCUCGUAAAUUUUUAGGUUAUGUUUCCAAGCAGAAAUUUACUGAGCGGAAAUAUCUUAUACUCUUUGAAAAAAAUAUACUAAAAAGAGUAUUUGGUUUCUAAACAUAAAGCUUUUUGCAAUGUAGUCUACUUUCGAAAGAGACUUUUUUUAAAUUUUGGUUAGUACGACUAUAAAUUCUAGGUUAUGUUACCUUUUAACUUCACCUUUUCUUUUUUCUAAACGUUAAUUGGCGCGAUUUGCCAAUGAAAAAAUCGUUACCUUUUGAAGAAGACACUUUUCUGCUCUUGCCCAGAGCUUUCGGUCCCGAUAUGGACCUCUUUCAGUAUCUGGAAGAGCAUUAAAACUUAUUUUGCAAUAUUUACAAGGCAAGGAUCAUUUUUGGACAAUCUCAAAAACUCACUCGACCAAAUUGUGUUUUUGUGAUUUUCUUUUCUCACAUGGAUCAGUCGAAAUUUGUUUGUGUUUUCUUUUUCAAAUGUUGUGGCUAGAAAACAAAAGCAGCUUUAUGGUAAAAUUUGUGUGGUUAGAAUUUGUUAAAUUUCGAAAUAUAGAAGAUAUUUUAAUUACGAACUUUGUAAAGUAAUCAGAUCGGUCUUAGGAAAUUGCAUUGCAACAGAUACUUAUCGCAAUUUUCACCACGUAACGUACGUCCAAAAAUUUUGAGGUUAAAUUCACCAUAACCUCACAUCCAAAGCAACUUCACGGUUAAAUCAGGAAUUGAGGCCCAUGUUUAAUAACUAGGGUUGUAUAAUUAAGUCAAAUUCGAUUAAUUUAAUAAAUAAAAAAAAAUGAAGUCAUAAAAAAUGAGAUACUGAAAAAAUUGGAACAUCUAGCUUUUUUUCUAACCUAGAAUUUGUAACUAAAAAAAAAAGAGGAAUCCUAUGAGGAAAAAAUAUCAACUAAACUCCCCCCAAUUUGUAAUCUUUUGUACAGUGAAAUGAAAAUAAAAUAGGUGUAAUGGUUAAACAAUGAAAUCAAACAUAUUUGAGAUGAAUAAAGUAUUUUUUAAGAAAGCUAGAAAGAAGAUUUAAAAAAAAAAUUGAGAAAAAAAAUAUACACAAAUAAGGAAUGUAAAGUGAUAUUUUUAUUUUUUGGGUAAUAUUUUUAAUGACAAUUUUUGUGUCUGAAAAACUCUUUCAGAUUAAAAAAAAAUAAAGAUACAAUCGACGAUUCAAAGUGCGAAAAAAAAGAGAGAUAUUUUUCGGCUAAGAAAUUUGUAAAAAGGAAAAAUUAAUUGAUAAGAAAUUGGAAUUAUUUUAAGACGGAAAAAUCUAAAAAAAAUAAAAAUAGCUCCAAAAUUUAAAAUAAAAUUGUCGGAGCGAAAUUGGUUUUUUUUAAGUCCCUGAGAAUUUUUGGCAAUUUUUAGGAGUCUCUUAGCUGGGAGGAAGCAUCAUGCACAGAAAUUUGCUUCCAAUGUGUUCGUUUGAUAUAAGAUAAAAAGGAAAAGAACUUUUUCUUCAUUCGUGCUUGUACAUAAAAUCGCAUUGAAGGCACGCCGCGGUUUUUCAUCUUUGCCCAUUUUCUAUUAAUCUGUUAUCUUUUUUUUUUGAAAUUUGUCCCCAAUAUUUUUGGAUGCAAUACAAGAUAGAAGAAUGAAAAAGUGAACGCAGAAAGGAAAUCACUGAACUAAUAAGACAAAAAGUGUUCAUUGUAAAAUUUAAUUAACACAAAAAAAUUGUAAAUGAGAAUUUUUUGAAUCUGUUUUCAUUUUUAUUCCUACUUUUAAGGAUUAUGCUUUGAAGGAUAUUAAAUAAAUAAAACUAUUUUAAAAAA
Molecule: messenger RNA, 7453 nt
Organism: Phlebotomus papatasi
Lineage: Eukaryota; Metazoa; Arthropoda; Insecta; Diptera; Psychodidae
Product: elongation of very long chain fatty acids protein 7
Exons: 8
Coding region: 342-1382 (346 amino acids)
Biological process (GO): fatty acid elongation, polyunsaturated fatty acid; fatty acid elongation, monounsaturated fatty acid; sphingolipid biosynthetic process
Cellular component (GO): endoplasmic reticulum membrane
Molecular function (GO): fatty acid elongase activity
Source: RefSeq, a predicted model, not a curated record